This is a messenger RNA of Oncorhynchus masou masou (cherry salmon), 804 nucleotides long. Its product is annotated as ecto-ADP-ribosyltransferase 5-like. The transcript is spliced from 2 exons. Lineage: Eukaryota; Metazoa; Chordata; Actinopteri; Salmoniformes; Salmonidae. Gene Ontology annotation, molecular function: NAD+-protein-arginine ADP-ribosyltransferase activity; NAD+ poly-ADP-ribosyltransferase activity. The record is from RefSeq and is a predicted model, not a curated record. The coding region runs from base 55 to 804 and encodes 249 amino acids.
GCGAUCAUUACAGUAUGGACAUUUCUUCUGUUGACCUCUGGUGUGGCCGUAGGGAUGAAAACAUGUGGUGGUCGCUCUGUCUCUCCUCCGAUUCCCCUGAACAUGGCCCCUGACUCUGUUGACGACAUGUACAACGGCUGUAGAAAUGAAAUGUCUGGGCUGGUAGACACAAAAUUUCUUGAGGAGGAGAAAAAAACAACUGCAAACUUCAAUGCUUCCUGGACAAAAGCAGAAAAGUGUGCAAGAAACAGGACCAUCCAAGACAAUCUUAAACUGAAGCAUGUCCAGGCUAUCUGUGCUUACAGUGCAGAAUACCCAACAAUAUACAAAGAUUUUAACCAAGCAUGUUUUACCAACAAGAGCAUCUACACCUCUGCCUUCAAGUUCCACUCCCUGCAUUUCCUGCUGACUGAAGCUAUUCUCCUCCUGAAAGAAAACCCAGACCAACGGAGCUGUUACACCACAUACAGAAGAACUAAAUUGAACUUUACAGGUGAAGUGAACAAGGAAAUCCGUUUUGGCUCAUUUGCCUCCAGCUCUUUCCUAAAGAACUUGACACGUUUUGGAGAGAAGUCCUGCUUUGAGAUAAAUACAUGUUUUGGCGCUGACCUCAAAUCCUACCCAGUAAUGAGAGAUUAUGAAAAGGAGGUGUUGAUUCCACCCUAUGAAGUGUUCAACAUUACAGCCGUGAUCAAGAAAGAAGAAGUGAAGGAUCUUUGGUGCGAUGUUGUGUACAAACUACAGGGCAUCAAAACACUGAGUGAAAUGAAUUGCAAAAUGGUCAAGUCGCUCCAAAUAGGGUGA